GUUUUAUUUACGUCAUUUUUGACAUUUUCGUGGUUUCAUAACACCUUUUCGAUAUCAUUAUUCUUCUUUUUUAACGAAUAACCCUAUAAUAGCAUCAAGUAGACAAAUAGUCACGCUCAUUACGAGACACGAUUACAAUGGCUGCGUUGAUUAAAUUGCGUCAUAUGCCUGUUGUGCAGAGAUGUCUUUGGAAUCACUUAAACAAGGUUAGCCGAAAUAUUUCUACUUCCAAGAAGAAUAGCGAUGAUGUGAAAGAUGUAUGCGACGUACCAGUGAAGAACUGGGUGAGCUAUGGAUUUCACUAUAAGGAUCAAACUGAAGACACAAACGUUCAUAAUGCAUCGUUUUUCUUCUCUGUAACUUUGUGCCUGGUGUUCGGUACGUUCAUGUGGGCCUACGCUCCGGACGUACACAUGAGAGAUUGGGCACAGCGAGAAGCCUACUUAGAGUUGCGCCGCCGCGAGAAGCUUGGUCAGCCAGUCAUUAGCCCUCACUACAUCGAACCAGAAAAAAUUAAACUACCCAGUGAAGAAGAUCUAUGUGGAGUUGAAAUCAUAAUUUAAACUUUUUGUUCUACUGUUAAAUAAAUGUAGUCAAUGUUCUGUGAAAUUUCAAAUUCUGUGAGCAAAGGUAAUUAUGCUUAGAUUUCAUUUAACUAGAAUGGGAGACACCUUGUACUGUACCAUUGAAAUUGAAUUUUUAAUACUUGAAAUCUGAACACCAAAUAGUAUCUUUAGUCUUCAAAUAUGUUAGUAAAUUCAGUUGAAAAAAUGUUUUUUCAUUUCUAUACCUGCUAAAAGAUAUACUUCACUGUAUGAAUUUGGUACAAUCCUUUAUUUAUGUGUAUAAUUAAGUACCUACUUGUUACAAAUAAACGGUAAAUGAUUGAUAAA
Molecule: messenger RNA, 893 nt
Organism: Pectinophora gossypiella (pink bollworm)
Lineage: Eukaryota; Metazoa; Arthropoda; Insecta; Lepidoptera; Gelechiidae
Gene: NP15.6
Product: NADH dehydrogenase [ubiquinone] 1 beta subcomplex subunit 11, mitochondrial
Exons: 1
Coding region: 138-563 (141 amino acids)
Source: RefSeq, a predicted model, not a curated record